CAGGGAUCCCUGUCCGUGUGUUGUCCUUCCGACCUGGACCUAGGUAACGCUACUGGCAGAACUGUGCGUCUCCACCUGAUGUGGUGCCCCCCCCCGGCUGCAGCAUGAACCCGACGCCGUGUGGGUCCGUGCUCCGGCUCUGUGCCGCCGGCGCCUUGAGGUCGACCACCGCCGCUCGUCUCCCACGAGUCUCCGCCUCCCCCCCGCCGCCGCCGCCCUGCAGACGCUCUUACUGCAGCGACAUCAAAGUGCGCUCUUAUCUUCAAUACAUCAAACGCAAGAUCAUCCCCCCCCCCUGCCCUCCGUACGCCCACGUGUGCCAGGUGGGCGACCCGGUGCUGAGGUCACGGGCCGCGGCCGUGGACCCUGCAGCCGUCACGCAGCCGGAGAUCCAGAAGGUCAUCGGCUCUCUGGUGAAGGUCAUGCGUAAGCUGGAGUGCGUGGGCCUCAGUGCGCCUCAGGUGGGGGUCCCGCUCCGGAUCCUGGCGCUGGAGUACCCCAAGUGGAUGUUGGUGGAGAGCUCUGCGGCGUCCAGGGAGGCCCGGGGUCUCUCCGCCCAGCCGCUCAGGGUCUUCGUGAACCCUCAGCUGAGAGUUCUGGACUCACGCACGGUUCUGUUUCAGGAAGCGUGCGAGAGCAUCUCAGGGUUCUCCGCCACGGUUCCUCGCUUCCUGUCGGUGGAAGUGUCGGGUCUGAAUGAGAAGGGUCAGGAGGUCACGUGGACGGCGAGCGGCUGGCCGGCUCGGAUCCUCCAGCACGAGAUGGACCACCUGGACGGCGUCCUCUACACCGACCGCAUGGACAGCAAGUCCUUCAUCAACAUCAACUGGCAGAAGCACAACGAGUAGAAAACAAUCCACAGACCUCAGUCCUCCGUGGAACCGGUGAUGCAGCUGGGAAGUGAAGUUAACCUCUAAGGUUCUGGUUAGAAUCAGAGCCGAGUGCCUGGAUCCUGGAGAACUGGGUCACUGCACUGGGAGAACAAUCAAUGCUCUGUUCACCUGCAACGUGACACUUCACCACUAGGGGUCACUGCACUGAAGCUAAAGGGAGGAAAGUAAAACAUUGAUGUCCCGUUAAAGUACAAACCAGGAGUUCUGUGGAUAAAUAAAAACGCUGAAAUGUUCCUGACAACUCGAGUGAAUCACUUGUAAACAAACUCUUGUAAAUAAAAUGUUAUCAUUAAAAAUAAAGAAGAAUCUAUAGAAGCUUGUCGAUCUAUAUUUGCAGUUUCAGAGUUAUUGAGAAAUGGACGAAUCUAUGUGAAGCUAAUGGAACAUGACUGGACGUGAUCCUGAAACUAAUGUUUGUUCUUUAGAGAGUUUUGUCACGAGG
Molecule: messenger RNA, 1335 nt
Organism: Limanda limanda (common dab)
Lineage: Eukaryota; Metazoa; Chordata; Actinopteri; Pleuronectiformes; Pleuronectidae
Gene: pdf
Product: peptide deformylase, mitochondrial
Exons: 3
Coding region: 105-848 (247 amino acids)
Biological process (GO): peptidyl-methionine modification; N-terminal protein amino acid modification
Cellular component (GO): mitochondrion
Molecular function (GO): peptide deformylase activity
Source: RefSeq, a predicted model, not a curated record